AUGGCUCAAUCUACAAACCCACCACCGUCAUCCAUCCAGGAACUCAUGGAUCGCAAACAGAAGGAGGCAACAUUGGACAUGGGUGGUAACUUCACCAAACGUGAUGACUUGAUUAAAUACGAGAAGGUGGCACAAGAAAAAUGGGCGAAAUCGGACAUCUUUCAGACUGACUCUCCUUACAUAGAAAACCCAGCAUUACAAGAGCUUAGUGGAGACGAACUGCGAGAAAAAUACCCGAAAUUCUUUGGCACAUUUCCUUAUCCUUACAUGAACGGCUCGCUCCAUCUCGGUCACGCCUUUACCAUCUCCAAGAUCGAAUUUGCUGUUGGUUUCGAGCGGAUGCGAGGCCGGCGGGCUCUUUUCCCCGUAGGGUGGCAUGCGACUGGAAUGCCAAUCAAGUCAGCUUCGGACAAAAUCAUUCGAGAACUAGAGCAGUUCGGCCAAGACCUAUCUAAGUACGACCCUCAAGCUGCGAUCGCCGAGCCAAGUGAGACCACCCAACCUGCAACGAACGAAAGCCAAGACAAGAGCAAAGCGAAAAAGGGAAAGAUUCAAGCCAAGUCAACAGGCUUACAAUACCAGUUCCAGAUCAUGGAGAGCAUCGGUGUCCCGAGGUCGGACAUCCCGAAAUUCGCCGAUCCUCAAUAUUGGCUCCAGUACUUCCCCCCGAUCGCAAAAAGUGAUUUGAAUGCCUUUGGUGCUCGAGUGGAUUGGCGGAGAUCAUUCAUCACGACAGAUAUCAAUCCUUACUACGACGCCUUUGUUCGAUGGCAAAUGAACCGACUAAAGGAGAAGGGCUAUGUGAAGUUCGGGGAACGGUACACGAUCUACAGUCCUAAGGAUGGUCAGCCAUGUAUGGACCACGAUCGCUCGAGCGGCGAACGACUAGGAUCGCAAGAAUACACCUGUCUGAAGAUGAAGGUGCUCGAGUGGGGGCCCCAGGCGGACGAUCUGGCAACUAAACUCUCUGGGAAGGACGUGUUCUUCGUGGCGGCGACUCUCCGACCUGAGACCAUGUAUGGACAGACAAACUGUUUCGUGGGGCCGAACAUCGAAUACGGUGUGUUUGAGAUGAAAGACGGCUCGCUGUACAUCUGUACCGCUCGGGCGGCCCGUAACAUGGCCUUCCAGAACCUCACUGCCGAGCGCGGACUGGUCAGCCAGGUAACCACCGUCCAAGGUAGUGCCCUUUACGGCACCAAGAUUCACGCCCCCAACGGGAUCCACCAGGCCGUCUACAUUUUGCCCAUGGAGACCGUCCUGGCCACCAAAGGGACGGGUGUAGUGACCUCGGUACCGUCGGACUCGCCCGACGACUACAUCAAUCUGAUGCACUUGCGUAAGAAGGCGGCCUACUAUGGCCUCGACCCCGCCUGGGUCAGUCUUGAUCCGAUCCCCGUCCUCUCGACCCCAGAGUUUGGGGAAAUGUCCGCACCCAAACUCGUCAGUACUCUCAAGAUCGACUCCCCCAAAGAUACCGCCAAGCUUGCCGAGGCCAAGGAACGGGCGUACAAGGCCGGCUUCUACCAAGGCACCAUGUCCGUCGGCCCAUUUGCCGGCCAGCCCGUCGAGAAAGCCAAACCUCAAGUUCGCGAAGAGUUGAUUGCUCAUGGUUGUGCCUUCGCGUAUGCCGAGCCCGAAGGACUGAUCAUCAGUCGGAGUAACGACGAGUGUGUGGUGGCCCUGUGUGACCAAUGGUACCUCGAUUACGGAGAGCCUACCUGGCAAGCCAAGGCGUUCAAGCUGUUGGAAAGGAUGAACAUCCGCGAUCCGUCGACGAAAAAGAAGUUCCAAGAGGAUCUCGACUGGUUACACCAAUGGGCAUGUGCAAGGAGCUACGGGCUCGGGUCGCGUCUGCCGUGGGACCCCGAGUUCCUAGUCGAGUCUCUCUCAGACUCGACGAUCUACAUGGCUUACUACACUGUCUCCCAUCUCUUGCAUGGCGGAGACAUUUUCGGGAAGACGGUGGGCCCGUUGGGCGUCACUGCAGAGCAAAUGACCGAUCGGAUGUGGGACUACAUCUUCGGCACCGACGCCAUCGCUUUCCAGGCUGACUCUUCCCCUGACCCCUUACCUAAGGAUAAGGCUGACCUCAUGCGCAGAGAGUUCCGAUACUUUUACCCAAUGGACGUCCGCAGUAGUGGCAAAGACUUGAUCUCCAAUCAUCUCUGCUUUUGUAUUUACGUUCAUACCGCUCUCUUUGAUGAACAAUUCUGGCCCCGGACUAUGAGGGCUAAUGGUCACCUGAUGUUGAACGGUAAAAAAAUGAGUAAAUCUACCGGAAACUCGUUGACGCUUUGUGACAGUCUGAAGAAGUUUGGCGCUGAUGCUACCAGACUGACCCUAGCUGACUCAGGAGAUGGAUUUGAUGAUGCAAACUUCGAGGAGCUCACUGCGAACGCGUCGAUCUUGCGCUUGCAUACCCUUCUCGAAUGGUGCAGAGAAGUUAUCAGCAAUAACUCUAGCUAUCGCAAAGGGCCAUUUACUCUGUUUGACCAGAUCUUCGAAAACGAAACUAAACUGGCGAUCAACAAGGCUUACAAAGCAUAUGAUGAAUCUUGUUACAAAGAAGCCCAAAAGGUUGGAUUUUACGAGUUAUUAGGAGCCCGAGAUUGGUAUCGAGAUUUCACAUCGGAGGAAGGAGGGAUGCAUGCGGACUUGCUGAAGUAUUACGUGCGAGUGCAAGCGUUACUGAUAGCGCCUAUUGCGCCGCACUUUGCGGAGUAUGUGUGGGGGACGAUUCUAGGGGAGUCGGGUUCGAUCCAGAACGCGUCGUUCCCGGAAGGCAACCAGAACGUAGACCUCUCGAUGAUUGAUGCGGCCGAGUAUGUGAAAGAGACUGUGCGGAGUGUCCGGACGACGGAGAUCAACCUGGCCAAGCGUAAGGCCAAGGCUAAGGGACCCGCCCCUACCGGCCCCCAGCUCUCAUUCGACCCCGCCAAACCUAAACGCGUCCGCAUCUUCGUCGCCGACCAGUUCCCCGCUUGGCAGGGCUUGUGCGUCGACGCUCUCAAAAGAAACUUGGACCCUGAGACUACCCUCAUCGAUGAGAAAUCUCUCCGUGCCGAUCUUGAAAAAUUGGGCCUCUUUAAAGACAAGCGUACCAUGCCAUUUAUCAUGAUGAUGAAGGGAAAGAUCAAGACAAAUGGGAAAUCGGCUCUAGAACGGGCUUUAACGUUUGAUGAGAUGGAUGUCUUGAAGAGGGCGGAGGGAUACCUACGAAGAACGUUGAGCUAUGAUCGGGUUGAGAUUGAAUGGCUCCGCGAUGGACUCUCCCAACUGGAGAAACUCGAGAAGGAAAACUCUGGGGCCGAUCAGCUCGGCUAUAAUCGUACUAUCAUCGACGCUUCUCAACCUGGUUCUCCCGCUUUUGUCGUUUAUAAUCCUCCCUCUUAA
This is a messenger RNA of Puccinia triticina, 3396 nucleotides long. RefSeq lists its product as uncharacterized. The coding region runs from base 1 to 3396 and encodes 1131 amino acids. Gene Ontology annotation, biological process: leucyl-tRNA aminoacylation. NCBI's taxonomy places the organism in Eukaryota, Fungi, Basidiomycota, Pucciniomycetes, Pucciniales, Pucciniaceae. The record is from RefSeq and is a predicted model, not a curated record. The transcript has 11 exons. Gene Ontology annotation, molecular function: ATP binding; aminoacyl-tRNA deacylase activity; leucine-tRNA ligase activity.